AGCAUGAGCGGUGUGGAAUCUGUGUGACAAUCAAAGAGCUGGGGACGGUAACAGCCUGUGACUGAUCUAUACACACACAGGUCUGACAGCGGCACAGGAAGUGUAAAGGGAAGAGCUACCAGAAAUAAAGGAAGCCUAGGCGCUGUGAUGGAUCUUAUCUGCGUCUGGAGCUUCGUCUUGGCCAUUCUUCUACCUCUGGGGAUCGCUUCUGACAGCAACAAGCACAAGAAAGACACUGCGUUUGAAAUCUAUAAGAAACUGUUUGAGGUAAAGAGGAAGGAUCAGAUCAACGCCCUGAAUAAUCUCAUAGAGCUGAACGAUGUCAACCAGCAGUACAAGAUUAUAGACAUCAUGUUAAAGGGGCUCUUCAAGGUACUAGAAGACUCGCGAGCUGUCCUGAUCGCUGCUGGAGUGCGGCCUGAUGGUUCCUUCCCUGAAGAUGAGAAGAUUAAGGACGCCUAUUCACACACUGUGGAAAAUUCUGCUUUCUUUGGUGAUGUCGUUUUACGUUUUCCAAAGAUUGUUCAUCAUUAUUUUGAUCGCAACUCAAAUUGGAACAACCUGAUCCGGUGGGGGAUCGGCUUCUGCAACCUGAGCAGGAUCUUUGACGAUGGGCCUCACUCUCAGCUGCUGGGGCUGAUGUCUCAAGAGUUGGGGAUCAGCGAGAAAUCCCCGGAUUACAGGAAUCCGUUCAAGACAGACAACAUGGAGUUUUUGUCCAGCACAGAUGCGUUUCAGAAAGCGUUACGAGAAGAAGAGAAGAGAAGACGGAAAGAAGAAAAGAGGAAGGAGAUACGAAAGGGACCUCGUAUUACACGCUCACGGUCUGAGCUAUAACGCCAGGAUGGUGUGAAGGGUUAAUGGGCCAGUGUAAGAUCCCUGGGGGCAGGUCACAGAAGCCUCACACCUGCUGACUGUUACAGAAGUGUGAAUAAUAUAACGGUGAACCUACAUUCCAGAUCUGAGUGAUCUAUCACAGCAGAGCUCUCGCGCUCUGGGGGACUUUUCCAGAGAUAAAUUAAUUUCUAUUUAUUUUCGUUAUCCACAUUGUGCGCAGAGCCAUGGUCUGGCGCAAAACAGAACCUGUAGGAGAAUAUACUUCUACGGAACCAGUGAUGUUGCACUGUUGGGUAAUACAGGUCUGGAAUUAGGUUUUCACUUGCGCUCGCAAUAAGGGAUGACAUCUUUACCUGCUCAGUGGUUUUCUACCUUUUCAGAACUGUGAAAAUAAAUAAAAAAGGAAUGUUACUUGAUUGUGUGUCUAAAAAUACUGUCCUUGUAUAUAGAUUGAAAUGUCUUAAAGGGAAGUUAUCCGCUAAUUCAUUACAGCACAUUAUUUUAGCAUUAAUGUCCCUGUCUAACUAUGUAUUUAUCUACCACACAGCUUAUCAACUGUAAGAUUGCAACGUGUGGCUUGUGAUUGGUGGCUACAUGCGUAUUCUGUUCAGUCAUGUACCAGUCAUGUACUAGUCAAGAGCUGCAAUGUCUGCGUCUUAAGCUCUGCGUUUAACUCCUUUGUUGGGGGUUAAUCAUACAUUUUGCAGGGUCACUAGUGCUGAAAUUACAUGCUAUAAUAAAUUUAUAUCAAUUUAAUUUUCAGUGGAACGUCCCUUUUAAAAGCAGCGUGUUCUUAUUAUGGGCUAUAUUACAAGUGGAGCAUUAAUUACCUCUCCCGCUCGAGCGUUAACAUUGCUGGAAGUUAACUUUUUGCACGUGUUGUGUAUCGCUCGUAUUACAGGUUGAAAGUAAAAAACGUUGUGCUUGUUUUGAGAAGCAGGAAUGUGAGCUUAGGAGCUACAUUUAGCCACCAAUCAGCAAGCGCUACCCAGGUGCUGAAUCAAAAAUGGGCCGGGUCCUAAGCUUAAAUUCCUGCUUUUCAAAUAAAGAUACAAAGAGAACGAAGUAAAAAUGAUAAUAGGAGUAAAUUAGAAAGUUGCCAAAACCUUGUAGUUUGUUCCUGUGAACCCUGCAAAGAAGAAAGGUCAUUUUAAAAUGAGGCUGGAAUCCAAUUGAUUAUUCACUGUUGUAGAUGUGGAAGUCUGAUUCUGUUACCUAAAUUGCAAGUGUGCUGUUUUCCAUAAUUUUUUUUUUUUUUGGUAAAAAAUAAUAAUAAAUGUAAUGGUAAUGUUUUUUUUACAUUUUUUGUAAUGUAGUGGGUCUUCGGUUAGGGGUCUUGGGGCGAUUAGCUGUUAGGGGGUUGUGGCGGUUAGGAGGUUAAUUUGUUAAGUGUUAGUUUGCGAUUGGGGUAAUGGCGGUUUAGUGGUUAAUAGAGUAAGGGGUUAUUGCGUUGUGGGUAUUAGCAGUUUAGAGGGUAAGUAGAGUAGGGAGUCUAUUGCGGUGAGGGUAGUGGUGGUUUAGGGGUUAAUUAGAGUAGGGAGUUUAUUGUGAUGGUGGUGUGGCAGUUUAGGGGUUAAUAGUGUAGGGGGCGGAUAGUGUAGGUAGAAAAACUUUAUUAUAUUUUUUGUGUGUGUUUAGUACAACUUUUUUCUCAGCCCAAACUCUUUAUGCGAACCUUCAAAUCGUGUAAAAUGCUAUUGCGUUCAAGCGAUCGCAUUUACUUUCAACUUGUAAUACGAGGGCGCAUUUACGCUUAUGCCGCCCAUAGAAAAUAUGGGGAGUAUAAAUUACCGCAAGGUUGCGCAAACAAAUUUGUGAUCAUUUAAACACCGCCGCACCUGUAAUGUGGAUGCGAGCUCAAAAAAUACCGCAAUCGCAUUUGCGCUCCUAAUGAUAUCGCACCACUUGUAAUCUAGGCCUAUAUAGAAAUAUUAGAUUCUGAAGCACAGAUAAAAAUCCCCAAAUCCAGAAUUAUUCUGAAAUCCAGACUUUUUCAUUAAUAUUUGUUUAAAAAUAAAAUUAGUCACAAUCA
This is a messenger RNA of Bombina bombina (fire-bellied toad), 2869 nucleotides long. It is a transcript of the gene CCDC134, whose product is annotated as coiled-coil domain containing 134. The record is from RefSeq and is a predicted model, not a curated record. The coding region runs from base 148 to 837 and encodes 229 amino acids. The transcript has 8 exons. Lineage: Eukaryota; Metazoa; Chordata; Amphibia; Anura; Bombinatoridae.